Messenger RNA from Saprolegnia parasitica CBS 223.65, 461 nucleotides. RefSeq lists its product as hypothetical. The record is from RefSeq and is a predicted model, not a curated record. NCBI's taxonomy places the organism in Eukaryota, Oomycota, Saprolegniomycetes, Saprolegniales, Saprolegniaceae. The transcript is spliced from 3 exons. Bases 18 to 461 code for a protein of 147 amino acids.
GGAGAGGCGGCCGGACGAUGCUCGAGUUCCAGAGCGCAGUCGACGACGUCGCCGCUGCCACGUAUGUCCCGGCGACCAUGGAAAUCGUCGCUCUUGGCUCGACGUGCGUGCUCCGGCACAAGGUUCGGCCAAGUGCCAAGGCCACGACGCCGCUCUGGCGCCACGGCGCCGACGUCGACGUUGGCGGAAGCCGGCUCCUAUGCAGCUCGAGCGAGUACAUACUUUUGCAGCUUGCCGGUGACACUACUCUCGCGCUCUACAACGUUGGCGCCGAAACCAUGGUCGUCGAGACGAUUCCGUCGUCGCUGCAGCAGCCCUUUCAUGUCGCUGCCAUCUCGCCCACCGGCGCGACCGUCGUCCUGCUCGCCUCGGACCGCAACGCUGCCGUGCGAUGGCGCCAUCUCGUUGGUCGCACCGUGUGGGAUGCCAUGGGCUGUAACCAUGCGCUCGCUGAUGAAUAG